AGGAGGCAUCUUUCUCCAAUCUGUGUAAUUCUACUGUUGUUUCUCUCAUUUGUAAUUCCUUCUUGAGGUUUGCUGCAGACUCUCUUCUUAGCAUUUCUCAGUAUGAGACUUCAGCUUUAGGGUUUAAGACGGUUAGAUGCCCUGAGCGAGUCCCUGGGACUUAACUGGUCAAGAAUCAACCAAGCAAACCAAGCCUUUAUAUGUUUUCCUCUUCACUUGCCUAUUUUCAUGCUUUUAUUUCCAUCUAUUUCACUCCAUAAAACUCUCAACACCACCAACAUCAUCUCUUCCAAUCCCCCAAAACAACCAUUUCUUUCAUCACUAACCAUGGAAGAUCAUGAAUUACCAAAUCGACUGAGCAGCGUAAGCCCGGAAAGCCCUCCCUUAAAGAACAGCAACAGCAGCAGCAGCCACUCCAACUACAAUCACCACCACAACAACAAAGAGCAAGAUCGGUUUCUUCCGAUAGCAAACGUCGGACGGAUUAUGAAGAAAAUGAUUCCUGAUAAAGGAAAAAUAGCUAAAGAUGCCAAAGAGACUGUUCAAGAAUGUGUCUCUGAGUUCAUUAGCUUCGUUACCGGAGAAGCAUCGGAUAAAUGUCAGAGAGAGAAGAGGAAGACCAUCAAUGGCGACGAUAUUAUUUGGGCGAUUACAACGUUAGGGUUUGAAGAUUACGUCGGUCCACUCAAAUUGUAUCUCAACAAGUAUAGGGAGAUUGAAGGGGAGAAACUUAACAUUCCUAAGCAACACAGAACAGAGCAACAAAGGCAACAGCAGCAACAAGAACAGCAAGACCAAAAUAUGGUUUAUAGUAAUGUAUAUUCUACAACAAAUCUCAUGUCUCAACCACCUUUUGAUCAGACAUUUUCCUUGCCUUUCUCGCCGAAUUCAAUUCAGAAACAGUUACAGCAACCAGACCAAAUUGAUUCAGUAGGGCAUUGGUAAGGGGAAAAAAAAAAAGAGAAGACUACUUUUCUCCUCCAAAUUACUAGAUAUUUCAAUGUAAUGUGAAUGUAAACUAUACAUAUAUACAUGUUUGAUGACACCUGUAAGAAUUUUAAAAAAAUUUAAGAGUAUAAAAGUUGCUGAUAAUUCACAUUCUCUAAUCUCUAUUCAUUCAUAAUGACAUUUCAUAUUUAUACCAAUAUGCAACAGCU
Tripterygium wilfordii is the source of this 1157-nucleotide messenger RNA. Its product is annotated as nuclear transcription factor Y subunit B-7. The coding region runs from base 229 to 945 and encodes 238 amino acids. The transcript is spliced from 2 exons. Gene Ontology annotation, cellular component: CCAAT-binding factor complex; nucleus. The record is from RefSeq and is a predicted model, not a curated record. NCBI's taxonomy places the organism in Eukaryota, Viridiplantae, Streptophyta, Magnoliopsida, Celastrales, Celastraceae. Gene Ontology annotation, molecular function: RNA polymerase II cis-regulatory region sequence-specific DNA binding; protein heterodimerization activity; DNA-binding transcription activator activity, RNA polymerase II-specific. Gene Ontology annotation, biological process: regulation of transcription by RNA polymerase II.